AUGCGGCCGACAGGACAGCCACGAAAUGCAUCCAGCCAGCCCCCCCGCCUCCUCUGCCCGGUCCACGGCGGCCAGCCUGUCCCGUCACCACCUCUCCGACCAGCCAGUCUCGCCGCGAGCCUCGCUUGCUUGCCCGUUCUUCCUCGCCGUCAUCGUCUCGACGUCGCUGCUCUCUCGAAGCACACACCAGUCCAGUAUCGCCCUGCAGCCUCGACCGUCUACGCUGUCGACGCUCAACGCUCCUCCGCUCGUCCACUGCCGUUGAGCCGGUCGUCGCAUCUCUCCUCCGCUGCAUCUCUCCUCUGCAUCCGGCCGCAUCUCGGCUGGCAAGCCAUGGUCUGA
Molecule: messenger RNA, 342 nt
Organism: Drechmeria coniospora
Lineage: Eukaryota; Fungi; Ascomycota; Sordariomycetes; Hypocreales; Ophiocordycipitaceae
Exons: 1
Coding region: 1-342 (113 amino acids)
Source: RefSeq, a predicted model, not a curated record